Molecule: messenger RNA, 1522 nt
Organism: Mya arenaria
Lineage: Eukaryota; Metazoa; Mollusca; Bivalvia; Myida; Myidae
Product: tubulin-specific chaperone A-like
Exons: 4
Coding region: 111-440 (109 amino acids)
Biological process (GO): tubulin complex assembly; post-chaperonin tubulin folding pathway
Cellular component (GO): microtubule cytoskeleton; cytosol
Molecular function (GO): beta-tubulin binding
Source: RefSeq, a predicted model, not a curated record
GUACUAAAUAAAACCUUGUUGUUAGUCACGCCUUUAGUCACCCACGACAGGAUCAUUGAUAAAAUUAGCAGUCUACAUUUAUCUAUCGUGUCUGAUACAUAGUCGUGAAGAUGGCCGAAGGAUUAAAGCAAAUUAAGAUCAAGACUGGGGUUGUCAAAAGACUGACAAAAGAAAAAGGGUAUUACGAGCAAGAAGCCCAGAAAGAAGAAGAGCGCUACAACAAAAUGAAAGGGGACGGGAAAGACGAAUAUGAACUGAGAAAGCAGAAUGAAGUGAUUGGCGAAUCAAAGGCAAUGAUUCCCGACACGAAAAACCGGUUAAUAAAAGCCAGAGACGACCUCCGGAAUGUCCUUGAGAGUUCAGAAUCAUUGGCCGAGGAUGCAGCAUACAAAGAAGCAUCCAAAGCUAUAGAGGAGGCCGGGAAAGUACUUGAGGCGUGAACAACGGGGCCUUUAGCUCAAUAUAUGGAUCAUAGACUACUGGUACAGGGGCUGAUGCUACGGAGCUGAUACCAGGAUAUGACCUUGUGAUAACUUUGAAAUGACCAAUACAAUAUUGUGAUGAGCUUAAAUUAUUUGUAGUACUAGAUCUUAAUGGCCAUUUUAAAGAUGCACUCUUACUUCCAAAUAAGAUUUACCAUAAUUAAUAAUAUUGUUUUUAUAUUCCCAAAAGAAUAAAUAAAUUUCAAAAACAAUGUUUGUUAUGAAGGAUACAGAGUUUAAUUUUAAAGAAAUGAGCAUGAAACAUAUUUCCACCUAAUCAGACUAUAAUAUACCAUAGCAAACCUUUUAGCAAUAACCAAUUAUUUUAUUAUUUUUGCGCUUUCUGCUAUUAAAUACAUGGUUACAAUCUUGUUACCAGUAAUUAAUAUUUUCCACAUAUGCAUUAUUUAGUAAGUAGUUAUUUAAGGUUUAUCAGUCAAAAUGGAUGUUUAUUGUGUAUGUAUUUAUUUUGAAUAAGAGUGUCACUUAAAAUUUUAGUAAAGUUAACUGCAACAUGUAUUAUUAAGGGAAAAAGGGGCAGUAAAUCACUCUGUUCUACUCAAAAGAAUGUCUUUCCUGCUAUAUUUUGUUAAUGAGUCUGAAUUAAGAUUUUUGAAGACAUUUUUAAUAUUAAUUAGUACAAAUUGGUGUUUGUAUUGAUUACAUUUUAGAUAUUAUGAAUAAGAAAUAUAAGUUGUUGCAUUAAAGUUGCCUAUGAUUUCUGAAAAUUUCUUUUUCCAUAAAAUAUGCAAACCUCGAAAACAUGUAUAUAUAAAUAAAUGUUUUUUAUACAAAUUGAAAAGCUGUUUACAAUAUUCGCUAUAAAUUUCUUCAUACCAGACUCUUGUAUUGACUACUGAAAAUACCUACUAUUAAAGCAAUAUGCUAUAUUAUAUAGUAUUACAAUGUUUUAUAUGCGAUAAUCUUUUGUGAUUUUUUACUCUUUUAGUGUUCAUUUUGUGGGUUCAUGGGGAGUGUCAUUAUGUUUGCUUUUUCAAGAAUUUUUUCUAAUAAACUGAUGAAAUGUGAUUUACACCCUA